AUGGUGCCUUUGCUGCCGUUUUAUCUGGUCACUGUAACACUGGGAUUGUCUUUGGCAUGCAUGCUCACGUUGUUCUUCCCCUCAUGUCCAUCCAUCGUACCUGCACUGACAACCUAUGGAGUCUCAGCUCUUUAUCUCAAGGACAAGAUCCAGUUUAUACAGGCUAUAUCUGUCCCAAAGAAGUGGUUUUGGCACUUUUAUCUGUUGGGUUCGUUUUGGGUGGCAUCUUGGAUGCUGUUUUGUGGCGCUGUUUCACAUGACAUGACAGUUCCAUCGGAUUCGUUGAAGAAAUUUUUCAGGCUACUUACUCCUGUAAAACCGCAGCGUGAGUUGGGCUGA
Molecule: messenger RNA, 339 nt
Organism: Cooperia oncophora
Lineage: Eukaryota; Metazoa; Nematoda; Chromadorea; Rhabditida; Trichostrongylidae
Source: the annotation of a GenBank genome assembly